Dalotia coriaria is the source of this 1321-nucleotide messenger RNA. RefSeq lists its product as uncharacterized. The record is from RefSeq and is a predicted model, not a curated record. The transcript has a single exon. NCBI's taxonomy places the organism in Eukaryota, Metazoa, Arthropoda, Insecta, Coleoptera, Staphylinidae. The coding region runs from base 56 to 1258 and encodes 400 amino acids.
UAAAUUGUUGUUAACACUUUGCCUUGGACAGUCAUUGAUUGAGUUGCGAGCAGAUAUGACCGACUACGAUUUUACAACCAUUGCCCGCAAUGUCGCGACUCGUGAAAACAUCAAAGAUUAUAAACUUGAAUAUCAAUACUCAUCGAAAAAAGGCGAUGGCUAUACCGGAACAGUCCGUGCGGUGACAAUCAUUGGAAGUAAUAAGAAACUAGAAGUGGUUUUUAAAUAUUCUCAUCGAGACCCAAGAGUUCACGAAAAUUUACCUCUCAGAGAAAUUUACAUCAACGAAAUUCAGUUCUACGAAGAAAUCGCACCAGCUUUCGCAUCAUUUCAAGCUCGGUAUAAUGUUGAACAACCUUUCAACAAUACAGCAAAGUAUUAUGGAUGCAUCAACGAGGCAUUGAAUGAAUGUCUUGCUCUGGAGAAUUUAAGAUGUAAUAAUCACGACUUAUGGGACAGGAAAAAACUCAUGGACUCGGCGCAUUUAGAACUAGCGUUGAAAACAUUUGCAAAACUCCAUGGUACAUCCAUGGCUAUGAAAAAAUUAGACCCGGAACUUUAUAUGAAAAUUACGGCUGCUUUCGGUGAGUUUAACAUUUGGGCCGAUUUUUUCCAAAAGGCGGAUAUGUACAGACAAGUCAGCGACAUCAUACAAUCUUUUAAUUAUUUCGACCUUGAGAAACCCUACGCAGAUAAAUUGGAACACUUCCGAGUGAAUAUACAUGAUGUAAUGAAUGCGGUUGUUACUUAUCAUGACCAAUAUGAUGUUAUUGUACAGGGAGAUUGUUGGAGUAACAACGCUAUGUAUCAAUAUCAUGAUAUGAAUGAUCGUAGCAAGCCGAAAAAUGUUACACUUUUAGAUUGGCAAAUCAUCGCAUCUGGUUCAGUUAUAAUGGAUUUGUCCUACUUUUUUUACACUAUCGCUGAGAAAUCUUGUAUGGAUAAUUUGGAUUAUUUUAUGAAGUUAUACCAUGAUUCCAUGUCUGAUCAUUUGAAAGCGUUUGGUCUUGAUAUCGAAGAUGUUUAUCCAUAUGAAGUAUUUUAUAAAGCCUGGAAAAAAUUAUCGAUAUUUGGAUUUUUAAUGACGUUUACACUGCGUAAGAUGAUGUUGAUUGAAGCUAAAGAUACUUUUGAUUUUGCUGAAGGCCUUGAUGAUUUUAUGCUUAAGUUACACUUAACUAAAGAUCAAGAAGAGGUCUAUAAAGAACAAAUGAGAGAUAUUGUUAUGCAUUUUGUUGAUCAAAACAUGUUAGAAUAAUUUAAUCGUACCUGUUAUGAAUAAUUAAUUAUUGUAUCAAUAAAUCUUCAAAAUAAAAAAAAA